Molecule: messenger RNA, 907 nt
Organism: Daucus carota subsp. sativus
Lineage: Eukaryota; Viridiplantae; Streptophyta; Magnoliopsida; Apiales; Apiaceae
Product: dau c 1 isoallergen Dau c 1.0401
Exons: 2
Coding region: 277-744 (155 amino acids)
Biological process (GO): defense response; abscisic acid-activated signaling pathway
Cellular component (GO): cytoplasm; nucleus
Molecular function (GO): protein phosphatase inhibitor activity; signaling receptor activity; abscisic acid binding
Source: RefSeq, a predicted model, not a curated record
AUUUUCUACGUGGAAAAUGGAAAGUAGGUGUUAUGUAAAGCCAAGACUAACCACUAACCACUAACCAGUACUCACUUGGCACAACUAUUACCUAGCUAAUCACAUUCAAUAACCGUAUUCAAAAAUAUUUAUCACUGAAUAAUCUAGAUUAGCAAGAGGAGAUCCAUACUGAGCACUAUAAAUAGUGGCCAAAACCUCCUCAUUUCCUCGUACCAAUCUCACAGCAUUCCUUGAUAAGCUCUUAGUACUUUUCUCAGUUUCUGUUUCAAUAGAAUUAUGGGUGUCCAAAAGACUGAAGCCGAAGUCACUUCCUCUGUAUCAGCAGAGAAACUGUUCAAGGCCUUGUGCCUCGACAUCGAUACACUUCUUCCUCAGGUUCUCCCUGGUGCUAUCAAGAGUUCCGAGACUCUUGAGGGCGAUGGUGGAGUUGGAACCGUCAAGCUUGUCCAUCUUGGCGAUGCGAGCCCCUUCAAGACAAUGAAGCAAAAGGUGGAUGCCAUUGACAAAGAGUCCUUCACAUACGCUUACAGCAUCAUCGACGGAGACAUUCUUCUGGGAUUUAUUGAAUCCAUCAACAACCACUUCGCGUAUGUCCCUAAUGCUGAUGGUGGCUGCACUGUCAAGAGUACCAUCACUUUCAACACCAAAGGCGAUGCUGUCGUCCCUGAAGAGAACAUUAAGUUCGCUAAUGACCAGAACCGCGCCAUUUUCCAGGCUGUUGAGGCUUAUCUCAUUGCCAACUAAGUAUGAUUAUAUAAUAGUAUGUUCGUGAGACCUGGAUGGCCAGUGAUGCCUGAGCUUGAAUAAUUUGUGUACGUGUGACAUGUACGAGGUUUUUCUAUUAUUGAUGUAAUAUCGUUUCGAGUAUUGUAAUCUUUCUGAAGUUAUACCUUUUUGCUUAUUGAUA